AUGAAAAAGUUUAGCCUAUCAGAUGGCUCGAAAAAUCUCAAAACAAUUAACCUAUUUAGUUCUUAUUUUUUCUACUCACCAACUCAAUUUGUUUAUGAGCAUUUGGAGAAGCGUAUUGUUGAGUGCCACGAAAAUCCGUAUGAGGACGGGCGAUUCGAAAAGUGUAGACGAUUUGAGGAGGCUUAUGCACACUGUCAUUGUUGCUGCUUCGGGGACCACUCAGACGGGGUUUUGCGUUUGGCUGGAAAAAUUUGUUAA
Caenorhabditis briggsae is the source of this 258-nucleotide messenger RNA. Bases 1 to 258 code for a protein of 85 amino acids. NCBI's taxonomy places the organism in Eukaryota, Metazoa, Nematoda, Chromadorea, Rhabditida, Rhabditidae. The transcript has a single exon. The record is from RefSeq and is a predicted model, not a curated record.